GGCAAACGUAUCAUUUCACAUAGAGUGUUAAAAUUAUUAAUUAAACAACUAAUUUACAAAAAUUAGAAGCCAUGAACGAUCCCAAUAAAGUUAUUAAUGUUAAUCUUUCCUCGCUGCUUAGUUUAAAAGCUGAAUUAUUACGCAAACAAGCCGAGGUGAACAAAGCAAAAGUAGCCCAGUCCUCCACUUCCAACAAGGAGCAAGAAUAUACAUCCCACAAACAGAUAAACAAACCAACUGACGAAUACGAUGACACCAUCUCACAUAAGAAGAAAGACAAGAAGAAACGGUCUAAAGAAAUAGAAAAAAACAAAGAAGCCACCACCUAUGAACAUGAAGACUCGCUUAUGUUGGAAAAAUCGCAAAAAGUUCUGGAAGCAAAAGCUAAAUUUUAUGAGCGUAUGCAGAAAACUGGAGGUAAAUUAAAUUCUGACGACAAUUGUCUAGUAAUGUUUAACAAAAAGCAACAGGAGGUUAGACAAGAUGUUAUACACACUUUGGAAACACCUUAUAGUUCAAGCGAUGACAAUAGUGAUGAUGAUGACAGUGAUCAUCCCGAUGACCCAGAAGAUCACUGGGUGGAAUACACCGAUUGUUUGGGUAGAACGCGAACCUGUUUGAAACGUGAUUUAACAGAGGCCAAAAGGAAAGAUGAACAGUUGGCGGCCAGCAUGCCAGAGCGUUUGGAUCAAAGCAAAGCCAACUGGAUGAUUGAUACCGUGGGUGAUAAAACCCUGCAGGAUGAGGAAGAAGAUAAUGAUGACAUGAUAGGACCCAUGCCACCGCAAUCGGUUUUUGGUGAUGGUCUUUCAACCAUGUCAAAACUCGAAGAACAAAAAGCAAAUUGGGAGCGUAAAGAACAGGAAAAUCUGGAUAAAGCAGAUGUGCAUUAUCAAGAUGUAUUUUUCGAUGAAGCCAGACAGCAUGGUGUCGGCUAUUAUGCCUUCUCCACCGAUGAGGAAGAACGUAAGAAACAACAAAAAGAAUUGGAAAAAGCCAGACAACAAACAGUAGAAGAGCAGAAACGAAGGGAAGCCUUAAAAGAGCAAAGGGAGAAAAUUAUAGCCGAAAGAGUGUUAGCGGCUAAAAACAGACAACGGGCUAGACUAGGUUUACCACCCUUGGAAAAAGAGGAAAUCAGUGAAAACAAAGAAAGCUCAGAAGAUAAGCCCCCAGAAACUAAAGAAGAACGCAAAUCACGCAAGAAGGCAGAAAAGCUAGAAAAGAAAAGACUACAAGAAGAGGAGGAACGCGAAAAGGAACGUCUUAGUCAUAUACGACCUUGGGAUAAAGAAAAAGAUGGAGUGGUGCAGCAGAAAAAUGGUGAAGAGGAGGAAUGGCAAUAUAAGCCUGAACGUGAGCCCAUGUCACAAGAACAAUGGAAUGAAUAUAAACGUAAUGAACGUAUAAAUGAAUUUGCUCCACCUACAGCCAGUAAUGCUCCGGAUAAAACUUUAAAACGUACUAAUUUUAAAAGUAAUUCCAAUUUUCAUGCUCCUGCAAAUUAUAACAAUGUGCCACCAACUGAAAUAGAUACGGGCUUUUCCAAAUAUCAAAGUACAAAGAAAACCUUUAAAAGACGUAAUUGUGUGGAAGCUACACAAGAAGACUUGCCUUCAACAUCUAACUACACGAAAACUGGUGUAUGCAUACCACCCCCGACCAAUUUGGAAGAUUUUCAUUUACCUUCACACAAUAAAAAAGCGAAAUCAUCGCAUGAACUGGAAAAAUCCAUUGAGGCUGGUCUACGUUUUUUGCGCAAUAACUGUGAUAAGGAAAUACCUGCGAGUAAAUCUUCCUGGACAGCAAAGGCCGAUUACUAAGUGUUGUUAUGAGAAGAAAUGAAAUAUCUAAAGGUAUAUAUUAUUUUUUAUGGUAGUUUAUUAUUUGUUUCUUUAUUUUUGGUUAUAUAAAUUACAAAUUUAUUGUCUAUAUUAAGAUAUUUAAAUUGUAAUUUAUAUUUCAUUAUUUUAACAUUUAUAGAAGAACGAACAUCUUUUGUAAUAUAAUUAAAAUACUAUUGUUUAGUCACUAACUUUGGCACAUUAAGAAAUAGUGUCUAAAUAAAAACUAAAACGGAUU
Molecule: messenger RNA, 2082 nt
Organism: Calliphora vicina (urban bluebottle blowfly)
Lineage: Eukaryota; Metazoa; Arthropoda; Insecta; Diptera; Calliphoridae
Product: coiled-coil domain-containing protein 174
Exons: 1
Coding region: 72-1823 (583 amino acids)
Cellular component (GO): nucleus
Source: RefSeq, a predicted model, not a curated record